CCACGCAGCCGCCCAAGUGUUCGACGCCCGGGAAGACCACGGACUGUGGAGGACAACAACGAAAACCCAGCGUUUAUUGAGCAGCUUCAGGCCUGGGCCCAGGAAACUUCGCAGAAGCAGCUGACGGACUUGGAGUCCGAGUUCGAGCGCUUGCAGAGUCAGCCGCGACCGGAACCAUCUCCUGAAUUUGCACGGUGAUUUUUUUCUUUAUUGUUUUUAACGCAGAACUGUUUGUCUUUUGUAGCAACCCUACUCUAAACCGCUAUCGGGACGUUAUCUGUGUCGAGAACAACCGGGUCGCGCUGACAAACGGACGCUACAUUCACGCCAAUUGGAUUGAUAGCCAUGGUGAUCGUCGGUACAUUUGUACACAGGGCCCGCUUCCGCAGACUGUCGGCGACUUCUGGGAGAUGGUUCUGCAGGAGAAAGUUGAGGCGGUUGUUAUGCUGUGUGACACCAUCGAGCUCAAUCGUCCCAAGUGUCAUCAGUACUGGCCGAAGGAUAAUGCGCCGGAAUCUGCGAUCACAAGUCGGGACGACAACAUAAGAGUCCGUUUCGUGGAUACCGAGGCACUGGACGACAACCAUCUUAUUCGGACGCGCCUUCAAAUAACCAGCGACAAUCCGAAGCGGCAGGCGAAUGUUCGACACUUCCAUUGGAGACGUUGGCCCGAUCGUGGAGUGCCGAUGAAUCACCUUGCUGCGCUCCGACUGCUCUUCUACAUCGGGAAAUACAAGCCGAUAGUAGUCCACUGCUCGGCAGGUAUUGGCAGAACCGGGACCAUCGUGAUGAUCUACUUGGCUCAGAAUACGCUGCGCGCUGGACAUCGUCUGGACUUCUACGAGUUGGUAGCAGAGUUGCGUCGUCAACGGGCAGGCAGUGUACAAACCUUGGACCAAUACCUGUACAUCUACAGCGUCUUUCUCCGAUACGCAAAGAACAAGGCUGAUGCGGGCAGGAUCAACGUGGACGUCGAAGCAGUCGAACGGCUGAUACAAGCGAUAUCGAGACGGAUCUACAAGCCGACGAGACGCUAGGACAGAGAGAUAUACUCUGCUGUGAUAUCGAAUAGUGAUAUGCUUAUUCAUUGUUGUUGUAUUUUGCUUGUGUAUUUGCUUGUAUAUUGACCUCAUAAUUGUACAUAGUAUUGUUUCUCUUGAAUGUAAAUAAAUAUUUUUUUGUUCUUGUGUCCUUAAGUUUUAUAAAUUUGAAAUAAGCGGUUGAUUUUGUGGUCUGUAAUUUUGUGGUGAAAUUUUUAAUUUUUCGAAGACUUGUAACUCGCGUGUUGGUAUUAAAGCUGGACUGGGCUAUAGCUACUUC
Messenger RNA from Meloidogyne enterolobii, 1320 nucleotides. Lineage: Eukaryota; Metazoa; Nematoda; Chromadorea; Rhabditida; Meloidogynidae. The record is from the annotation of a GenBank genome assembly.